Messenger RNA from Penicillium concentricum, 741 nucleotides. RefSeq names its product mitochondrial 54S ribosomal protein uL29m (gene mrpl4). Gene Ontology annotation, cellular component: mitochondrial ribosome; mitochondrial large ribosomal subunit. The record is from RefSeq and is a predicted model, not a curated record. NCBI's taxonomy places the organism in Eukaryota, Fungi, Ascomycota, Eurotiomycetes, Eurotiales, Aspergillaceae. The transcript is spliced from 3 exons. Bases 1 to 741 code for a protein of 246 amino acids. Gene Ontology annotation, molecular function: structural constituent of ribosome. Gene Ontology annotation, biological process: mitochondrial translation.
AUGCAGCAGGUUCCACGCAUUGCUAGCCGCCUGAGAGGGCUGGCUAUGGCUGAAUUACCUCCCACUUACCUCGCACCAUCACUUCACCCCUCCGUGACCCUGUCAGCCAUUCAGACUUCAAGCUUUUCUUCCACUGCCUCCGUCGGCGCCAACCCUCGACGCGACAAGAGCAAAAACCGUGGUGUAUCGGCCAUCAAUCGCACCGGUCCCAGAACUCCAUUUACCGUGUCAAGAUGGCCAUUGCCCAAACCGGUGUCGCCGGAAGAUAUGCAGCCACGGGAAACAAACCCCAACCAUGGACUCUGGGGCUUCUUCCCCCUAACCGGGAAGCAUUGCCUACCCCAGAAUAUGACAACGCUCAUGAAUGAAUGUUCUAUGGGCAGUGCUGAUGUUAGCAAUCUAGGUCGUCCAUGGACUAUCCAAGAACUCCGCGAAAAGAGUUGGGAGGAUCUCCACGCUCUGUGGCACGUAUGCGUCCGGGAACGAAACCGCAUUGUCACAUCGGAUUUCGAGAGAGAGAGAAUCCAGGCCGGCUACGGUCAAUACGAAUCUCAGGAACGGGACAAAGUGGUUCGAAGCACCAUGAAGACCAUCAAGCACGUUCUACGUGAACGCUGGUAUGCUUGGGAGGACGCCUCACGAAUGUACAAGCGUGGAUACCGCCCUGAGGACUUUUAUGGGCUCGAUGACGUUGAGGUCGAGCAGAAGGGCAAUGGAGCAGCCCAAGCCAAGGAGCAAUAA